Molecule: messenger RNA, 684 nt
Organism: Chenopodium quinoa (quinoa)
Lineage: Eukaryota; Viridiplantae; Streptophyta; Magnoliopsida; Caryophyllales; Amaranthaceae
Exons: 4
Coding region: 99-563 (154 amino acids)
Source: RefSeq, a predicted model, not a curated record
AAUGUCCACUAAUUUCGGUGUGGACAAAGGAAAGGAUUCAAGUGAGAUAUAAGUUUGAAAAAGAUCAUGGAUUUGGAUAUGGAAAACUCUUGGAAAGAAUGGAAUCAAUUGUGAAGGCACCAAAAGGAAAAAAGAAACAACCAAAACAAAAGGAAAAAGAGAAGAGAAUGGAAAAAUCAUCAAUAGGUUCUAGUUCUACAACUUCUCGAAAUGACAUGAUGGGCUUUUUGAGCAAAUUUGGAGAUUUGGCAAAAACACUUGCCUCGAAUGUUAAAGAGAUGUAUGGCAUGUUAGAACAAGCAAAAGAUCUUUUUGUUGAGGAAGAAACAACAGGAAAAAUGCAACAUCUCAUAGACAACAUAUGGUGCAAGUACACAACAAAGACAUUCGUGAACCAAGAAGAAAAAAAAGCCCUUCUAUACUCAGCCAAGAUCAACAUGUCUUCGAUGAACCGGCAUUUAUUGAAGAAUUGGAUAUGGUUAUGGAUAAGGCAUGGAAGAAAUUCGAGGAAACAAGGUCACCAAAGUCACCGACAGUUGGUAAUUUCACAUGUACAUGCUUAAUUUCCAAAUUAUACUUAUGUUCUAUAUUAGAUGCUUAUGUUUUAAAGUACUUUUUUAUGUUCUAAAACAUGCGCUUAAAUCACAUGCUUAUGUUCUAAAUUAUAUGAUUAUGUUCUAAAUU